AUGCUCAAACUGAAGAAAAUGAUUCACCUGAUUGUCUUCAAUCUGAUCCUACUGUAUCUAUUUGGUGUGUCUGGUGCUGUAACAGUGAAGCCAGUGAUGGUUGGAGAAUCAGUCACUCUAGAAAUACAGGGGGACGGGGAUAUCGAGUGGAAGUUUAGACCCCACAACAUACUUAUAGCUCACAUCAACAGAGACGAAAUCGCAUUGCAUGAUGACAUUCUUGAUGGGAGUUUCAGAGGCAGACUGAAGCUGGAUCAGACUGGAUCUCUAAUAAUCAACAACACCAGAAUAACAGACUCUGGAGAUUAUAAAGCAAUCAACACCAGCACAGAAAUGACACUGGACACAUUCAGGCUGACUGUCUAUGCUCCUCUUCCUGUUCCUGUCAUUUUCACCUUAACUCAACACCCAGCUGCAUCUUCAGAGUCCAGAUGUGUGCUGCUGUGUUCAGUGUUGAACGUGAGUGCUGUGAGUCUCUCCUGGUACAAAGGAAACAGUUUAUUAUCCAACAUGAGUGUGUCUGAUCUCAGCAUCAGUCUCUCUCUACCUCUGGAGGUGGAAUAUCAGAAUAACAACACUUACAGCUGUGUGGUGAAGAAUCCCAUCAGAAACCACACUACAUAUCUGGAGACCCCCUGUAACACACACUCAGAAAAUGGCCUCUUUCCUAAACAUGCAAUCCUAUUGGUUCUCUCUGCUGUGGUGGGCGUGGCCAUGGUCACGGCCGUGGUGACUGUACUGGUUUAUAAGUUAAUAUCCAGAUGUCUUCAAAAGAAGAAGCGUGCGCAGGAAGAAGCAAAAAAUGCCUAUUCAUCUCUAGUUUUUUGCAAAAAAUAA
Messenger RNA from Danio aesculapii, 837 nucleotides. Its product is annotated as hepatic and glial cell adhesion molecule-like. NCBI's taxonomy places the organism in Eukaryota, Metazoa, Chordata, Actinopteri, Cypriniformes, Danionidae. The transcript has 4 exons. The coding region runs from base 1 to 837 and encodes 278 amino acids. The record is from RefSeq and is a predicted model, not a curated record.